GUCUCCUCCUCCCUCUGAGAUCUCUCCUGUGCUCCUCCCCUUACUCAAUCAGACUCCUCCCUCUGCUCUGUGUAACUCCUCCUCCUCACAAACGUGCGACUCAUUCGCUGGCUCCUCCCACAAUAUAAUCCCUCCCCUUUCUUUAUCCACUGUAAACCCCUCCCCGGGCUCAGGAACUUCACACAAACAUCUCUGUUGUUCCCGGUUUCCCACAGACCCAAAUGGAAAUGAGAAAGUAUAAAACAGAAGAGAAGUGGGACCCAAUGGAGAGCUCAGCACUUACUGAUGGGGGUUCUCCAGAGAUGGAAACAAGGAGGUUAGAGGGGAAAUGGGAGAAUGAAGAGCCGGACACUGAGGAUCCUCUGGACACAAUAAAGAGGGAAAUGGAUCCUGAUUCUUUAGAGGGUUCUCCAGAGACGGAACCAAUGUGGUUGGAAGUGAAAGUGAAGAAUGAAGAGUCAGACACUGAAGAUCCUGUGACCACAAUAAAGAUAGAGAUGGAUUCUGAUUCUUUAGAGGGUUACUGCUCAACGGACACAGAGUUAAAAGAAGAGGAAAGUGAAAAUCUGGCAGCCAGUGGUCUCUCCUAUACACAGGACAAUGAGCCAUCACAACCAAAGAACCAGAUGCUGAUCCACCAGACUGUUUACCCUGAUUCAUCAAAGAAUUUACACACAGACUGUGGAGAACAUAUUCAAAAUGAUAGUUUUGCCUCCGUCAAGAAAGUCUGUAAAGAGAAGAAGUCUGAAGAUUCCUCACGUCCAAAAUUUAAAAGAGAGAGGAAGACUUACACUUGUAGAGAAUGCGGCAAAGUAUUCCCUCAAAAAAACAAACUUAUCAGACACUAUAGAACCCACACAGGAGAGAAACCUUUCUCUUGUACAGAAUGUGGGAAAGAAUUUGCUGAUAAAGGCAUCCUUGUCAAUCACCUUAGAACCCACACAGGAGAGAGACCUUAUUCUUGUACAGAAUGCGAGAAAGAAUUCUAUAGUCAGAGCCAACUCCGCGCACACCAGAGAAUCCACACAGGAGUGAAACCUUACUCUUGUACAGAAUGUGGCAAGCAAUUUACCCAAAAAAACAUGCUUUCCAGACACCUGAGAACCCAUUCAGGGGAGAAAUGUUUCCCUUGUACACAAUGUGGGAAGCUAUUUUCUCAUAAAAGUACCCUUUCCUUACACCAGAGAUUCCACACAGGGGAGAAACUGUUCCCUUGUACAUAUUGUGGGAAGGAAUUCACUCUUAAAGGCUCCCGUGACUCACACCAGAGAACCCACACAGGAGAGAAACCUUUCUCUUGUACAGAAUGUGGGAAAGAAUUCUUUCAAGAAAGCAGCCUCCUCUCACACCAGAGAACCCACACAGGAGAGAAACCUUUCUUUUGUGAAGAAUGUGGGAAGAGCUUCACUACUAAAAGAUACCUUUGCAUACACCAGAAAACCCACACAGGGGAGAAAUGUGCCUCGUGUGCAGAAUGUGGGAAAGAAUUUGCACGGAAAGGUUACCUUGUCUUACACCAGAGAAUCCACACAGGGGAGAAACUUUUCUCUUGUACAUAUUGUGGCAAAGAAUUUUCUCAAAAGACUUAUCUGACCUUACACGAGAGAACCCACACAGGGGAGAAACCUUACACUUGUAGAGUAUGUGGUAGAGGAUUCGCUCAAAAAAGUCCCCUUGUCUCACAUGAGAAAACCCACAUAGGGGAGAAACCUUUCAUACCUACUGAAUGUGGUAGAGCAUUUGAGCACCAAGUGAACCUUUAGAAACAUCAGUGAAGCCACAAAGGCGAGAACAUGUUAAUUUCUACAGAAUGUGGGGAAGAAUUCUUUCUAAAGAACCAUCUUUCCUCACACCACGAAAUCCAAAGAAAUAGUGACUGAUACGUGAAAUGUUGCCCAAUAGUCAGAUUUAAGGGCAAAAUAUUGCAGAAUGUUUUGGCCACUUGGGACCUUUGACUGGUGCUAAUCACAACCAGAGACACAUCAUAUGAUUUACUUUUAGCAACCUUCUAGUAUUUCACUUGUUCAUGUUAAGUGCAAGUUAGAUCAGGUUUCUGAUGGUGGGACUGGCAAGUAAAACUCCCCUCUCCAUCUGUCACUACUUCCCAUGAGGCUAUGGGAGAUGCGCUAGUUAAACUGAAAGCAAUGGAGACGGAUGGACCUCAACUGUUCAACGGUUGCUUUGGUGAUUGAUCUGACUAGUGCAUGUCCCACAGCUCUGUAGCACUAUACAGACAGUAUUUGGGGGUGCCUUUUCCAAAUGUUCUCACCAAUAAACCACUGCUGCAUGUGACUCCUCACCUCAGCUGCGCUUUUUGCAGAGAGGUCUCAAAGCAGAACUAUAACUCUUAAAGAUACACUUUCAUCAUUCAUCCUAUUUGUUCUUCAACAAGAAUAGUUGUUGUACUGAAGAAAUAAAGUAGAAGACGGUGCUUCCAUGGUACACAAAAUAUUAUUGUCACAAUAUCAAAUGGGCAUAACUCACACCACGUGUGUCUGUCCCAAGUUUACCAGGCUUCACCGUGUGCUCCAAGGAAUAUCAUUGUCUAUCCCUGAGCCAUUCCAACUGGAGUUUCUAUUGUUUAGUGAAUGUCACUGGGCGAACUUCCCCCAAACUACAAUUUCCAUGUUGGAGCCAAAAACUGCUCUUACUGGAUCAUGUUGUCUUUCUUACAUUCAUGUAGUGAGCUAUAACUGGAGUUGACUGUCCCUAACUGAAGACCUUAUUCAUAGAGUUCCUUUGUUCACAUAAUCAGAGUGGUUAAACAAGCAAAACUGCCUAUACUGCAACCCAAUAAUUUAGGGUGGUUUCAGGCAUUCAAGUUAGUGAAAAUGCUAAAAAAUAAAAAAAAAACUGCCCCAUUUUCUUGUACAGUAAAGGAUAUUGGGACAUGGCUUUCCUUGGAGCUGAAUGUCAGUGUGUCUAUAGAGCUCCGUACACCAUACCCAGAUCCAGUGAUAACCAGCACAGUUAAAGAUGGGGAAAAUUAAGGAAAGACUACUGGGGAGAAGGCAAUCCAUGACACAAACCAAGCUAAAGCUAUUUUUCUUUAAAAACAAACCAACCUCAUGCAGUCCAAGAUGGCGCCCGCAAAGCGGAAACCUGCUUCCAAAAAGCAGGUUUCUCAAAGACUGGAGAAGGUUUUUGCGUUGCAGAGAUCAAUCAAAUUCAGAAAUGAUUCAUAUUGUUAAAUAUCGACAUAGUAGCAGAAUAGUAGCCAAGAAGGAGACAUGCUGUUUUGCUAUAAUGUGACGAGUAUCAGCAGGAGAAACAAUAGCUUAUCUGAAAGCAGUUCUGUUGUGUAGUGCUGGAUCCUUCUACAAGUUCAGAAUCAGACACAAUGCAUUGAGAUGGCUCCCACACUCCGAUAUUGCAGUUAAAAAAAAUACAUUUGUUGGGUUCAGGAAUAAAAUUCCAUAUGGUUUUCAGUGAAUUGUUUGUAAUCUAAACAGUGUAAUUUAGAAAUAAAAACUAUACUAGUUACUGGUU
This is a messenger RNA of Xenopus laevis (African clawed frog), 3489 nucleotides long. RefSeq names its product gastrula zinc finger protein XlCGF57.1-like. The record is from RefSeq and is a predicted model, not a curated record. The coding region runs from base 222 to 1763 and encodes 513 amino acids. NCBI's taxonomy places the organism in Eukaryota, Metazoa, Chordata, Amphibia, Anura, Pipidae. The transcript has 5 exons.